This is a messenger RNA of Eptesicus fuscus (big brown bat), 1852 nucleotides long. RefSeq names its product mitogen-activated protein kinase kinase 1 (gene MAP2K1). Lineage: Eukaryota; Metazoa; Chordata; Mammalia; Chiroptera; Vespertilionidae. Gene Ontology annotation, molecular function: protein kinase activity; ATP binding. Bases 275 to 1423 code for a protein of 382 amino acids. The transcript has 9 exons. The record is from RefSeq and is a predicted model, not a curated record. Gene Ontology annotation, biological process: protein phosphorylation.
GGAAUCCUGGGCUGCCGAACUGCGUCUGCUGGGAAACUCUUGGGUUCCCUGCGCGUGGAGCCCAGCCCCGGGCGAGUAGGGCGGGGGGUCCCACGAGACCUCCACCGCCCCUCGGCGCUAACGGGACCUCGCGGGGCGCGCCGUCCUCGGAAGGCAGUCCCCGGCCCGCGGCCCCCCGUUGGCCCCGCGCGGCGGGCUCGGGACUUAGCAGAGGGAGGAAGCAGAGGGGCCGCUUUCUCCCCUCGGAGUUGGAAGCGCCUUUCCCAGGUUCAAAAUGCCCAAGAAGAAGCCGACGCCCAUCCAGCUGAACCCGGCCCCAGACGGCUCCGCGGUUAACGGGACCAGCUCGGCGGAGACCAACCUGGAGGCUUUGCAGAAGAAGCUGGAGGAGCUGGAGCUCGAUGAGCAGCAGCGGAAGCGCCUUGAGGCCUUUCUUACCCAGAAGCAGAAGGUGGGGGAACUGAAGGACGAUGACUUUGAGAAGAUCAGUGAGCUGGGUGCUGGCAAUGGUGGUGUGGUGUUCAAGGUCUCCCACCAGCCGUCCGGCCUGGUUAUGGCCAGAAAGCUAAUUCACCUGGAGAUCAAACCUGCGAUCCGGAACCAGAUAAUAAGGGAGCUGCAGGUUCUACAUGAGUGUAACUCCCCAUACAUUGUGGGCUUCUAUGGUGCAUUCUACAGCGAUGGAGAGAUCAGCAUCUGCAUGGAACAUAUGGAUGGGGGUUCCUUGGAUCAAGUCCUGAAGAAAGCUGGAAGAAUUCCUGAACAAAUUUUAGGAAAAGUUAGCAUUGCUGUAAUAAAAGGCCUGACAUAUCUGAGGGAGAAACACAAGAUUAUGCAUAGAGAUGUCAAGCCUUCUAACAUCCUAGUGAACUCUCGUGGGGAGAUCAAGCUCUGUGACUUUGGAGUCAGCGGGCAGCUCAUCGACUCCAUGGCCAACUCCUUUGUGGGCACAAGGUCCUACAUGUCGCCAGAGAGACUCCAGGGGACUCAUUACUCGGUGCAGUCGGACAUCUGGAGCAUGGGGCUCUCUCUGGUUGAGAUGGCGGUUGGGAGGUAUCCCAUCCCUCCUCCAGAUGCCAAGGAGCUGGAGCUGAUGUUUGGGUGCCAGGUGGAGGGAGAUGCGGCUGAGACACCACCCCGGCCAAGGACCCCUGGGAGGCCCCUUAGCUCUUAUGGAAUGGACAGCCGACCACCCAUGGCAAUUUUUGAGUUAUUGGAUUACAUAGUCAACGAGGUGCUGCCUGAGCUGGAGCAUGCCUGGUGGUUGCAUAUACCCCUAGCUGCUGCUGUUAAUUGCUGGCUAUUUCCAUGCCACAUUCCAAGAUUUACUGUCGUAGAGUGUGAGGUGGAAAGGGUCAUGAGGCCCUCCUCAUUUUACAGAAGGGUAAACGGAAACUCAAGAGGAACAGUGAUUUGUCAGUAAUUAACAAGUGAGUGGUUCUAACUGGUUUGAGACCAGUGGUUCCACCACAGUGACCCAGCAGCCAGCCAUUGGCCCCGACCCUUGACCUUUCCUUGACUGGAUAAGGGCAGCACUGCCCAGAGACAGGGUUGGGGAGGAGAGAUGCCUGGGGCAGGAAGCCAAACAUUUAUUUUAUUAAAGAUUUGUCACUAUGUAUUUAUUCCUCACCUGAGGAUAUGCUAUUCGUUUUGAGAGAGAGGAAGGGAGAAAGAAACAUCGAUUGGUUGCCUCCUAUAUGCACUCCUCUACCAGGGAUCGAACCCAAAAUCUGGGUAUAUGCCCUGACUGGGAAUUGAACCCGCCUCCUUUUGGUGUAUGGGAUGACACUCCAAGCAACUAAGCCACACUGGCCAGGGCAGGAGGCCUGACAUUUCUUAUGUGUUGACAUGU